This is a messenger RNA of Anolis sagrei ordinatus, 2808 nucleotides long. RefSeq names its product sodium channel epithelial 1 subunit delta (gene SCNN1D). Gene Ontology annotation, molecular function: ligand-gated sodium channel activity. Lineage: Eukaryota; Metazoa; Chordata; Lepidosauria; Squamata; Anolidae. Gene Ontology annotation, biological process: sodium ion transmembrane transport. The record is from RefSeq and is a predicted model, not a curated record. Gene Ontology annotation, cellular component: sodium channel complex; plasma membrane.
UUUGGAUUCCGGCAUUAGCGAACACAGUCUGUUAUUAAGCAAGCUUGCCUUGCCAUAAAGGAUUUCGACACCUCUUCCGACUUGUUUUGUCCUGCAUGGGAAAUGCGUUGCCACACGGCACGGAAUCGGCACCCCUCUUCCUCCGGCAGGAAGGGCCGAGUGCCAUGCUCCGGCUCCAGGGAUGGAUUUAUUUCACCAAACCAGAAGAAAAAAGGCUUGGGUUUUGCAACAUCGCCGGUCGGGGAGUCAUCUCGCAUGUGGGAACCUGCGCCGUGCCUCCAGAAGGAGCCGAAGCUGAAGGUUUAAAGAAUGGCAAACGCAGAAGUGCAAGAGAAAGCCACCGAUCUGAAAGAGGAAGAUCCGGCCCUCAUUGAGUUCUACAGCUCCUUCAAGGACUUGUUUGAGUUCUUCUGCCUCAACACCACCAUCCAUGGCACCAUCCGCCUGGUCUGCUCCAGCCGCAACAAGAUGAAGACAGCCUUCUGGGCCCUCCUCUUCCUCGCCAACUUUGGCAUGUUGUAUUGGCAAUUUGCCCUCAUCUUCAACCAGUAUUGGGGCUAUCCCGUCGUCAUGUCCCUCUCCGUCCACUCAGAGCCCAAGAUGUUCCCUGCGGUCACCAUAUGCAACUUGAAUCCCUACAGGGUCAACACCGUCCGGAAAAACCUGGACGAGUUGGAUAAACUGGCACGGAUCAGCCUUCAACGUGUGUAUGGCUUCAAUCUUUCGGAUAAAUUCCUGGAAGACGAUGCCGAUGUUGACAUAGAGGGCAAGUUGCAUGAAGAUCCCAGUACCGGCAACAGCUCUGGAUUUCAACUGGAUUAUAGCAUCACUCUGUUGCCGACAGAUGACAAUUUGAGCUUCCGACUGUGUAACGCAACGGGUGGAGACUGCUUCAGGAUGACCUACAGCUCCGGAGUGGACGCGGUCAAGGAGUGGUACCGUUUCCACUACAUGAACAUCAUGUCUGAGGUCCCCCACAUUACUAAUGUUCCCCAUAACGAGGACAGCAUUGAAGACUUGGUCUACGCUUGCCAGUAUGAGGAAAGACCCUGCAAAGGCAGUGUUACUGAUCACUUCCACCAUCCUAUCUAUGGAAGCUGCUACACUUUUAACUACAAUGGGACGGACGUCUUCUGGAAAGCUUACAAGCCUGGAAUUGUCUAUGGUCUGUCCCUUAUCCUCAAAGUCCAACAGAAGGACCACAUCCCUUUUCUGUCCACUGGCACGGGCGUCAAAGUGAUGAUCCACAACCACAACCAGACGCCGUUCCUGGAGCACGAAGGGUUUGAUAUCCGGCCCGGGAUCGAAAGCAUCAUAGGCAUCAAGCAGGACGAGGUGAAUCGCUUGGGUGGGCUUUACGGCGAAUGUACUGAAAGCGGAGAGGACGUGAACGUCAACAUAAUCUACAACAGCACCUAUACAAUGCAGGCCUGUUUGCAUUCCUGCUUUCAGCACGAAAUGAUUGAAAAGUGUGGCUGUGGAUAUUACUACUACCCACUGCCCUCUGGGGCCGAAUACUGCAAUUAUAACAAGCAUCCUGGUUGGGGUCACUGCUUCUAUCCACUUUACAAACAACUGUUGAACCACAAUCUCAGUUGCUUCAACAAAUGCCCCAAACCAUGCAAGGAGUCGUCGUACAAACUUACAGCAGGAUACGCGAAAUGGCCGUCAACUCCAUCAGAGGGAUGGAUCCACAAGACUUUGCAAGCACGGCACAGUUACAACAAAACUGGCCCCAGGAAAGAUAUCGCCAAGGUGAACGUUUUCUUUGAGAGGCUUGACUACAACUCGUGGGACGAGUCUCCUGAAUAUGAUAUCAACCUGGUCAUGUCCAACAUGGGAAGCCAAUGGAGCCUGUGGUUUGGGUCUUCCGUGCUGUCCGUGGUCGAGAUGUUUGAGUUCCUUGUGGACGCGGCCAUUUUGACGCUCCUUCUCUUCUACCGGCGCCUGACUGCCAAGAAAUCGCACAAAAUGCCUCACUCUCCGACUGUCCCGAGUGUGAGUUUGAUGCUGGAGAAGUACCGCUACGUGGAGGAAGGUCUGGCCACGAACCAGCCUUCAGAGCAGACUUACAAUGGUGAAGCCACCUUCUCCCAAGAUGGUCUUCCUUCAUAUUCCAAAUACGACAAGUACCAACUGCCCGAGCUGUACUCGAGUGUGGUGCUUCAUAGAUAUGAACCUCAGCAUGAGCAUUGCAUCGAUUUCGGCUCCAAGAGCUAAUGGGAGUAGCAAAGCAUCUGAAGUCAUGCCAGCUCUACCUUGACAACCUUGCAAGGUUCCUUCGGGUUCUGACCCUUGACAUAGCAGAUCCAGAACCACAAGACUGAUCGGAUCUGAUAUUUGACGGAGGAGUUGGAAUCUGUGAUUUUUCCCUUUUCCUCCAUUGGCGCGGACUUGUCCUGGAGUAAACAAGAUGGCGUCAAAUGAUCAAAGGUUGGGUUGUCGUUCCAACCCCGAGUUGACUUGAAGAGACCCAAUGGAUCUUAUCCAGGUGGGAAGGAUGUUGCAUCCAAAUUGGUUCCUGGACUGACUUGAAAACUCUUUGAGUAUUACACUAUGGGACAAAAUAUGAAAACAAUUCUGUUCCUGGUUUGAAAGUGUUGUUUCCGGUUUAGUUGUGUGGUACCUACUUUGAAGGUAGUUGUUAUGCACCAGAAACUACUGUAUAUACUUGAGUAUAAGCCGAGUAUUAUAAUAAUUUCAUAUUCGCAUUGCCUCCUGAAAUGUUUGCAAAUCCUCUCUCUCUGUAUAUAUUUCCCUCUUGCAAUAUUUGCAAGCCCUAUAUAUCUAUGUUUAUAUCUAUCUAGA